UCUGGCACCACGUUCACAACCGCUACCCGUCAAUCGUUGCGAGCGAGCGCGAUCGCAACAACAACAUGCCAUCCGAAAAGUCCGUUUAUCAGCCGCAUCCGUCGGUCGCAAAAAACGCGUACGUUUCGUCUUUCAAUCAAUACCAAGAACUGUACCAGAAGAGCAUCGACAAUCCGGAGGAGUUUUGGGGCGAGAUCGCCCGCCAGUUUCACUGGGAAACGCCGAUCGACAUUAACAACUUCUUCAGGUACAACUUCGACAUAAGAAAGGGACCGAUUUAUACAAAGUGGUUGGACGGCGCCACCACCAACAUCUCCUACAAUCUGUUGGACAGGAACGUGAGGAACGGACACGGAGACAAAAUCGCAUAUUACUGGGAGGGAAACCAUCCAGAUGAUUACAGCAGACUGACAUACAAGAAACUGUUGGAAGAAGUAUGCAGGUUCGCCAACGUGCUGAAGAGCAAAGGGGUCCAAAAAGGAGACCGUGUGGCAAUCUACAUGCCCAUGAUCCUGGAGGCUGUGAUCGCAAUCCUUGCCUGCUCCAGAAUCGGAGCCGUUCACUCUCUCGUCUUUGCAGGAUUUUCAGCCGACUCUUUCGCUGAAAGAAUUCUGGAUUGCCAAGCCCGUGUUCUGAUUACCACCGAUGGCGUGUGGAGAGGUGAAAAGCUCCUGCAACUCAAAAACAUCUGCGACCAAUCCAUGGCGAGGUGUGCCCAAAAGGGACACAACGUGGAGACCUGUAUCGUAGUCUCGCACCUGGAAAGAGUCACCGCUCCUAGUGGAACUCAGCCGAAGAGCAACAAAACUCCAAUGCAGAAGGGUCGUGACAUUUGGUGGCACGAUGUGGUACCUCAAGCAUCCACAAGCUGCUAUCCAGAAUGGAUGCAAGCAGAAGAUCCCCUGUUUAUGCUCUACACAAGUGGUUCGACUGGAAAGCCGAAAGGUGUCCUGCACACCACCGGUGGUUACCUUUUGUACGCCGCCACCACAUUCAAAUACGUCUUUGACUACAAACCCAACGAUGUGUACUGGUGCACCGCCGAUAUUGGUUGGAUUACUGGACACACCUAUGUGGUGUACGGACCAUUGGCUAACGCCGCAACUUCAGUGUUGUACGAAGGUACGCCUUUCUAUCCCGACAACGACAGAUUCUGGUCUGUGGUGGACAAAUACAAGGUAUCCCAAUUUUACACUGCCCCUACCGCAAUUAGAGCCUUAAUGAAAUUCGAUGACGCCUUAGUUAAGAAACAUAACUUAUCCUCACUGAAAGUAUUGGGAUCGGUGGGAGAACCCAUCAACCCCGAAGCCUGGCAGUGGUAUUACAAACUGGUCGGCCAAGAGAGAUGUUCAAUCGUGGACACGUUCUGGCAAACCGAAACCGGAGGACACGUCCUCACACCCCUUCCGGGUGCCACACCCAUGAAACCCGGAGCAGCUUCAUUCCCGUUCUUUGGCGUCCAGCCAGUGAUUCUGGACGAGUCUGGCAAGGAAAUUAAGGGUGAGGGGGAGGGAUACUUGGUGUUCGCACGUCCAUGGCCUGGCCUAAUGAGAACUCUCUUCAACAACCACGAUCGAUACGAGACAACCUACUUCUCGAAAUUCCCCGGUUAUUAUUGCACUGGCGACGGUGCAAGAAGGGAUGCGGACGGCUACUUGUGGGUAACGGGACGUGUGGACGACAUGUUGAACGUGUCAGGUCAUCUCAUGUCCACCGCCGAGGUGGAGUCCGUCCUUACAGAGCACCACGGCGUCGCCGAAGCCGCUGUCGUCGCUCGUCCUCACCCGGUGAAAGGGGAAUGCCUGUACUGUUUCAUCACGACCACCGACGUAGCCAAAUUCGACGAUAAACUGAUAAAAGAACUCAAACAAUUGGUGAGAGAAAGGAUAGGACCGUUUGCUCAACCUGACGUAGUACAAAAUGCCCCCGCUUUGCCAAAGACCAGAUCUGGUAAGAUUAUGAGACGUAUUUUGAGGAAGAUUGCGGUUAACGACAGAGACGUCGGAGAUAUUAGCACCUUGGCCGACAGCGGAGUGGUUGAACAACUGUUCUCAUCGAGACCGGCGAACGCCUGAAUAAGUACCGACUCUGCUCUAGCUUAAUUGUAGGCUUAGGUGUAUAAUGAAUGUGAUUUAAGGAGACGCACUGUCAUAAUAUAUUUAAAUAACCAAUGCAAAACAGAUAACUGCUGGAUUUUACAUAGGAAAUGACUUACUUAAACGAAGUAGCUGUAUAGUAUAUUCUGCUACGUUACUUCUGCACCAGUUACUAGAAAAAUCUUUGUUUAAUAUAUUUUGUUGCAUAUUUUGUAUAUAUUUAUUGAUAUAAAAAUUAAUUGUUAAGAAUUCUAUUUUUCGAUCAAUCUCAUGACAUCUGUUGUAUAUUUUGUUGAUCAUUAAAUUUUAGGCAAUAAUUGAAAUGAGCACUAGUUGAUACUAUAAAGAGAAAAUAUUUUUAGCGGAAUUUUUAGAUGUAGUAGCACAUGAUUAUGGGAGACUGCAUUUAAAAUAAAACUUAAAUGAAUAUUGCCUUCAUAAAAAUACAUAUCAUUCCAUUUAUCCAUUUUUUGUAUAAAUGUAUGUAUAUAUAUACAGUGUAUAUUAUACUUAAACUUUUGAGCAAAUAAACAUGUUGAUGUUACAA
This is a messenger RNA of Aethina tumida (small hive beetle), 2643 nucleotides long. It is a transcript of the gene AcCoAS, whose product is annotated as acetyl-coenzyme A synthetase. The transcript has 8 exons. The coding region runs from base 66 to 2075 and encodes 669 amino acids. The record is from RefSeq and is a predicted model, not a curated record. NCBI's taxonomy places the organism in Eukaryota, Metazoa, Arthropoda, Insecta, Coleoptera, Nitidulidae. Gene Ontology annotation, molecular function: AMP binding; acetyl-CoA synthetase activity.